UCUCCCGGAGCCGGCCUCCGGGAUACCGGCCGCUAUAAGGCCAGCUGGACUGCGACACAGCUCAUUGCCUGGACCGCUCCCUGCUCGCCUCUCUGCCUCUGGUGCGCUGCAAGCCCAACCUUCAGUCAUGGCAUGCCCCCUGGAUCAGGCCAUUGGCCUCCUUGUGGCCAUCUUCCACAAGUACUCUGCAAAGGAGGGUGACAAGAGCACCCUGAGCAAGAAGGAGCUGAAGGAGCUGAUCCAGAAGGAGCUGACCAUUGGCCCAAAGCUGCAGGAUGCGGAAAUUUCAAAGCUAAUGGAUGACUUGGACCGGAACAAGGACCAGGAAGUGAACUUCCAGGAGUAUGUCACCUUCUUGGGUGCCUUGGCUUUGAUCUACAAUGAAGCCCUCAAAUAAACUGGGAAGGUGGAGAAGUCCUCCAGAGGGCCUGUCUGAGUCAAAUCCAGUGGUGGGUAAUUGUACAAUAAAUAUUUUUUUUGGGUCAAAUCUA
Castor canadensis (American beaver) is the source of this 491-nucleotide messenger RNA. It is a transcript of the gene S100a6, whose product is annotated as S100 calcium binding protein A6. The record is from RefSeq and is a predicted model, not a curated record. Gene Ontology annotation, cellular component: nucleus; perinuclear region of cytoplasm. NCBI's taxonomy places the organism in Eukaryota, Metazoa, Chordata, Mammalia, Rodentia, Castoridae. Gene Ontology annotation, molecular function: calcium ion binding; S100 protein binding; calcium-dependent protein binding.